Anopheles stephensi (Asian malaria mosquito) is the source of this 1691-nucleotide messenger RNA. RefSeq names its product actin-related protein 6 (gene Arp6). The record is from RefSeq and is a predicted model, not a curated record. The transcript has 4 exons. NCBI's taxonomy places the organism in Eukaryota, Metazoa, Arthropoda, Insecta, Diptera, Culicidae. The coding region runs from base 89 to 1312 and encodes 407 amino acids. Gene Ontology annotation, molecular function: nucleosome binding. Gene Ontology annotation, cellular component: Swr1 complex.
UACUUUAAGAACAACAAAACAGAUGCCGGCUGCGAGCUUGUUGUUCCCAGCGCGAUACGUAAACGAAAGUGAAGCAAGCUAACAAAAAAUGGGAGAUAAUAGCGCAUUCGUGUUGGAUAAUGGUGCAUUUUAUGCAAAACUCGGCUUAUCAGAUGCUUCGGAACCGAAAACCAUUCUCAACUGCAUCACAAAGGCCAAAUCGGAAAGAAGACGACCAUUUAUCGGAAACCAGAUAGAAGAGUGCCGGGACGCUUCGGGCCUGUUUUACAUCCUUUGCUUUCAACGGGGCUACCUAGUGAACUGGGAUGUACAGAAAACGGUUUGGGAUUAUCUGUUCAGUCCCGACUGCUGCCCGGUACAGUUUUCCGAAACACCGCUGCUCAUCACCGAGCCACUGUUCAAUUUCGGUUCGAUCCAGGAGGCGAUGCUAGAAAUCCUGUACGAAGAGUACGACUGUGAUGCCGUGUGUAAAUCGACCGCGAUAGAUUUAGCUGCCUUCAAUUAUACGCACACCGCCGAUACAGCAGCCGACGAACGGAAAAGGCCACUGGCCUGUGUGGUGGUCGAAAUGGGCUUCAGCUUCACACAUAUCGUCCCGUUCGUGAAGGGUAACAAGGUGAAGGAAGCGAUCCGGCGGAUCGACGUUGGCGGAAAGGUGCUUACGAACCAUCUGAAGGAAAUCAUCUCCUACCGGCAGCUGAACGUAAUGGACGAAUCGUACGUGAUCAAUCAGGUGAAGGAGGACAGCUGCUUUGUGUCACAGAAUUUUAACGAAGAUAUGCGGAUAGCGCGCAAACGCUUCCCGGACAAUACGAUCGUGCGGGAAUAUGUGCUGCCGGACUAUACGCAGAUAAGGCGUGGAUUUUUACGCAACCCGAACGAUGCAUCGGGCGGUGUGGAUGGUGGAGAUGAGCUGCAAACGGUGAGGCUGUGUAACGAGCGGUUCGUUAUACCGGAAAUAUUGUUCCAUCCUUCCGAUGUGGGCAUCCAGCAGAUGGGCGUACCGGAGGCGAUAGUGGAUGCAAUCAACCUGUGCCCGGAAGAGACACGGCCGCAUCUGUUCGCGAACAUUGUCGUGUGCGGUGGAUGUGCACUGUUUCCGGGGAUGCAAUCGCGUGUAGAACGGGACGUGCGUGCGUUGGCACCGGAUGAGUAUGAAGUUAACGUAACAGUACCAGACAAUCCUAUCACAUAUGCGUGGCACGGCGGGAAGAAGUAUUCACAGUCGCUCAGCUUCCUGAAAUCCUGCAUGAGCCGGAACCAGUACGAGGAGUACGGCACCAAGCAUUUGGUCGAGAAGUACGAAAGCUAGCGGCGCAAGAAAACGAAAUGUCGCAAACAGGAGGAUACAUCAGGUUAGCGACCACUCCAUUCGUCCGCACGAUCACGCGGAUACGAUGCAACACCGGGAAGAAGACUCCUUCCGGUUGUCCUCUAACAUAGACGAUACUGCUGGGCGAAUACAACACGGAGGGGAUGGUUUUUAUACUCAACACACGUUAACACGGGUACCGGGCCUGGGAUGGCACGUUCAGAGACAAAUUCAAAUGCACAACACAUACACACUUUGUCUAAACAAGCAUCUUCCGGGAUGGUAUCUGUCCGUAACGGAGGGGAAGGAUUAUGUGUACCAGAAGUACGAGACUCUCUUUCUAUAUUAAAUAACCCUUGUCGCUUAUGGAUGAACAUUA